AUGGUUGAUCAAAUUGAGUCAUGUUCGCCUAAUACGUUGGUACAAUGUCGAAUAUGUCACGAUGAAGAUGAAGACUUAAACAUGGAUACACCUUGUUCUUGUUCUGGUACAUUGCAGUAUGCUCAUAGAAUAUGUGUGCAAAGAUGGUGCAAUGAGAAAGGUGAUACUACUUGUGAGAUUUGCCAACAGCAAUUUAAAGGCUACACUGCUCCUCAAGCUCCUUUGUUUCACUAUAGGGGCAACUGGGAAAUUCCAAGAGUUGGUUUCAAUAAUCAUCAGUUCAUAGCAUUGUUUCCUGCUAAUCAUGAAUUUCUAGACUUUAAUUUUGAAUAUUCAGCUCCCUCUACAAGGAGCCGCGUGUUCAUUCGCAUUGUUGCCAUCAUUGUGGCAUUGGCAACAGCAGCAAAAUUUAUAAUGCUGAAUAUAUUUGUUGCAGGAACAGACACAAGCACGUACACACUAGAAUGGGCAAUGGCAGAGUUAAUGCACAGUCCAGAAGUCAUGUCAAAAGUACAAAAUGAACUCGAACAAGUUGUUGGCAAAGGUAUUCCAGUCGAAGAAACAGACAUAGCCAAAUUACCAUACAUGCAAGCAGUUAUAAAAGAGACGUUUCGUGUACAUCCACCAGUUCCGUUAUUACUACCUCGCAAAGCAGAAACAGAUGUUGAAAUUGGUGACUACAUUAUUCCAAAAGAUGCACAAGUUUUGGUUAAUGCUUGGGUUAUUGGCAGAGAUCCAAGUAAAUGGGAGAAUCCUAAUGCUUUUGUGCCGGAGAGAUUUUUCAAUAGUGAGAUUGAUUUUAAAGGACAUCAUUUUGAGCUUAUUCCAUUUGGGUCUGGUAGAAGAAUUUGUCCUGGUUUGCCUUUGGCUAUUAGAAUGUUGCCUUUGAUGUUGGGAUCUUUGGUUAAUUGCUUUGAUUGGAGACUUGAAGAUGGAUUGAAUGUCGAUGAUUUGAAUAAGGAAGAUGAGUAUGGGAUUACCUUGGAAAAAUCUCAACCUGUGAGAAUUGUUCCAAUCAAAUUGACUAAGCAAUAA
Molecule: messenger RNA, 1035 nt
Organism: Vicia faba (fava bean)
Lineage: Eukaryota; Viridiplantae; Streptophyta; Magnoliopsida; Fabales; Fabaceae
Source: the annotation of a GenBank genome assembly